Messenger RNA from Equus quagga, 936 nucleotides. Its product is annotated as olfactory receptor 2Z1. The transcript has a single exon. The coding region runs from base 1 to 936 and encodes 311 amino acids. The record is from RefSeq and is a predicted model, not a curated record. Gene Ontology annotation, molecular function: G protein-coupled receptor activity; olfactory receptor activity. NCBI's taxonomy places the organism in Eukaryota, Metazoa, Chordata, Mammalia, Perissodactyla, Equidae. Gene Ontology annotation, cellular component: membrane. Gene Ontology annotation, biological process: G protein-coupled receptor signaling pathway.
AUGGGGCAUGUGAAUCACUCAGUAGCCUCUGAUUUCAUUCUGGUGGGCCUCUUCAGUCACUCAGGGUCACAUCAGCUUCUCUUCUCCCUGGUGGCUGCCAUGUUUAUCAUGGGGCUUCUGGGCAACACUGUUCUGCUCUUCCUCAUCCACGUGGACUACCGGCUCCACACACCCAUGUACUUUCUGCUCAGUCAGCUCUCACUGUUUGAUAUUGGCUUCCCUCUGGUCACCAUCCCCAAGAUGGCAUCAGACUUCCUGCAGGGAGAAAGUUUCAUCUCCUUCGAGGGUUGUGCAGCUCAAAUAUUCUUCCUGACGCUCAUGGGUGUGGCUGAGGGCAUCUUGUUGACCCUAAUGUCCUAUGACCGUUAUGUCGCUGUGUGCCACCCCCUGCAGUAUCCUUUGCUCAUGAGGCGCCAGGUGUGCCUGCUCAUGGUGGGCUCCUCCUGGCUGGCGGGUAUGCUCAAUGCCUCCAUCCAGACCUCCAUUACUCUGCACUUCCCCUACUGUACCUCCCGCAUCGUGGACCACUUCUUCUGUGAGGUGCCAGCCCUGCUGAAGCUCUCCUGCGCAGACACCUCUGCUUAUGAGUUGGCGCUGUCCACCUCGGGGGUGCUGAUCCUUGUGCUCCCCCUUUCCCUCAUUGCCACUUCCUAUGGCUACGUGUUGGGGGCCAUUCUACGCAUGCGCUCAGAGGAGGCCCGAAACAAGGCCUUCACUACCUGCUCCUCACACAUCACAGUAGUGGGACUCUUUUACGGAGCAGCCGUGUUCAUGUACAUGGUACCGGGUGCCUACCACAACCCACACCAAGACAAUGUGCUCUCCCUUUUCUACAGCCUUGUCACUCCCACACUCAACCCGCUCAUCUACAGUCUGAGGAAUCGGGAAGUGAGGAUGGCUUUGGUCAAAGUGCUCAGCAGUGCUGGACUCAGGUAA